Clonostachys rhizophaga is the source of this 405-nucleotide messenger RNA. The record is from the annotation of a GenBank genome assembly. Lineage: Eukaryota; Fungi; Ascomycota; Sordariomycetes; Hypocreales; Bionectriaceae.
AUGUCAGAGGAUCAGCUCACAGCUAGCGACGUCGCUUCCGUUUUCGUCACCCAAAUCAGCGCUUUCUCAAAACCUCGCGAUUAUACCCUGGUCCAGAUGGCUUGGUCGCUUGUUCCGGAACAGGCCCUAGACAGAGUGUUCCUGGCCCGGGGUUUUGUUGUCUGGCUUGGCCUCUAUCUUGCCAGGCCCCGUUGGGAUCGCGAUAAAAGCCGGUGCGAAUGUGCUAUCAGAACAUUGGACCAAGAGACGCCGACGUUCUGGGAAUCUACCGCGAAUCAAGUCAAGUCUGACGUUUCUCUUUCCCAACCACAACAACAGAACAUUGAUAACGUCUACCAAAAGCUAAUGAUGACACCGGGACCCUGUGGGUAUUCCAAUCUUUCAGUUGAGAGCCUCGUUAACUGA